Styela clava is the source of this 1381-nucleotide messenger RNA. RefSeq lists its product as uncharacterized. The record is from RefSeq and is a predicted model, not a curated record. NCBI's taxonomy places the organism in Eukaryota, Metazoa, Chordata, Ascidiacea, Stolidobranchia, Styelidae.
CCUCACGCACCUCGCUCGUAGAUAAAACCGAUAUAAGCUUGCAUUUAUCUGGCAACCAAUCCUGAUAAUAACUACUUUCAAUUUAUAGUAUGGGAUAAACGUCACGGAAAGAAAAAAAAAUUGAUGGUAUAUGUUAGCGUACGACGUUAGUCAAUUUUAUUUUAGUAUUUCAGUUGACAAGGCAGUGGUUACGCAGAAGAGAAGCAAUAUGUUUUCGCAUAUUCUCAUUUUGCUUUUAUGCUUGGAAUAUGGAAUGACAGAAGAACCAGACACUUCAUCCUGUAGCAUCGAGAAAACAAUUACGCUGUCGGCACUUAAUGAGAAGGAACUGAGAGAAAAGCUGGAACAACAACUCGAGUCCGUUUUGCUUGAGAAUCCAAAUGCAGACAUCAGCAUUUCCAUGGAAUUUAACCAUGCCGUUCCAACCGAGCCACAGCAGGGCAUUGGUAAUUGUGAUGUAAAAUAUAAUGACAAAUGCUUCCGUGUCAUUGUAUAUCCGACAAAAAACAUUUCCUUCAGUAAUGCUGAAGCCAUUUGCAGUGAAGUCGGCUGGAAACUUGCUAAUGUUUAUGACGAAGCUCAUUACCAGAAGCUGAUAUCGUACAUGCGCCCAAAGAUUUAUUCCGACUAUUUCAGUGUUUGGACUGGAUUAAAGUACAUGGACUCUCACCUUCUUUUGACAAAUGGUGAAGCAAUUACCCUUCCACGAGGCACGGUUUGGUACCCUGGUCACCCAAAAUCAAAUACCGAUUACACAAAUAUAGGGAUAGAUGUUAAUAGGAAUAAAAAAUCUGAUCACCCCGGCCAGGGAUUAUUUAACAUUGUGGCAACCAGGAAUUAUCACGGCGCUCUUUGUGAAAAACAACAGUUGACAACAAAUCCGUAACAACAGCUAUUACUAAAACCAAGCUUGUUUUGUGACUGUUUGACUAUUGUCAAGCUGACUUCUGACUGACAUUUGGUAUAUUUUUUUUCCAAAGAAAAUAAACAUUAAAGUGGAAGCAGAUGCGAAACUUUCUCGAAUUUGAGUGAUGUAUUUAUACUUUGUCUUCAUCUGAUUAACGCUAUGUCAUAUUUUCGUUACAGUAUGAUCGUUUUAUUUUCGUUACAUUCUUCGCUCACUAAAGUCACUCACUCACUAUUUCUUUUUUGCAUUUUUUUUGUUGGUGUUCGUGUAUCAACAACCAUUAGACAUGUUCAUGGCUUCAUCAAUUUUGAUUUUCACCGUUUUCACAUAAAAACAAAAAAAAAAUAUGGGGUAGCCUGAAUAUAAAAGAGCAAUUCGAUGCUUCCAAAAAUGCAUUUUCUAGUUUAAUAACUUUAAUCUUUUCGUUUUGUUCUCAUUCAAAAUUGGUUUUCUAUAAUAAAUAUGUACUGGUCA